CAGAGAGAGAAAAAAUCAUAUACCCAAAUUAAAAGGCAGAACACAAGUUGUUGGCCAAGCAGUACGGUCAGGUCGACUUUUUGAGGGCUUCAAACAUGCUGCAGUUGUUUUCGACAACUCUAGCAUUCAGAUAGUCGAAUGCCGUUCAUUAUAAUGUAUUUUUUGGAUAUCCGUAACGGUAACAAACUACGAAUUUACUCAUACGCAGAUCUAAUGGAACUAACAGCACUUUGCAACAAACGGGACUUCCCUCAUUCGAACAGAAAACGGUGUGCUUUAAAUCUUUCAUAAUGUGCCUGAAAAGGGUCGAGAAGGUGGCUAAAACCAGACAUGUCGGAUUAUACACGGGUUCGAAAUCACGGGUUUUGAAUCAACGAGGAAAUAAAAAGCAAAACAGAAGAAUCACUGACAAGUGAUGAACUGCAGUUUGCUUGAAAUGAAAGAAAUGGAAUGGACUCGAAUGGAAGAGAGCAAUAUUAGCAACGGUUGUUGCUAUAGUUAAAAUGCAUUACACAAUCGGACUUGAACGCACUGCGCGUGCUAAUAAAUUCCGCGUGUGACGUAACAACGUAACAGUUGCCCUGGUUUCGACGUGACGUGGAAAGAAUGGCGGCGAUGGCGGUUUCUCCUGUGCCGGUAGCAGCUUCGACUCCCUCCAAGGUCCGUAAUAAGAAGAGACCGAUAAGUCCAGGAAACAGUGGCAGUACAAGUGCGAAAAAGAAGAAAACAGGGCAGAGUGCCACAUUAGAUUCUAUCGGUGAGAAUAAAAGUGUGGCUGCAGAUUCUAGUCCAGGACAUGGAGAGUCUGCAGUAAAACCUCUGGCCUUUAAGGACCCAAAUUUUGUUCAUUCUGGCAUUGGCGGUGCAGGUGCUGGCAAGAAGAGCCGUGUCUGGAAAAAUCUGAAACAAAUUCUUGCAACAGAGAGAAUGCUACCAUGGAAACUAAACGAUCCUAACUAUUGCAGCAUAGAUGCUCUUCCUUCCUUUAAACCAGCCAAGAAGUACUCAGAUAUUUCAGGACUUCCUGCUAAUUAUACAGACCCACAAAGCAAGCUUCGGUUUAGCAGCACAAAGGAGUUUUCAUAUAUCCGGAUGCUUCCUUCAGACAUUGUGACUGGUUAUUUGGCUUUAAGGAAGGCAACAAGCAUAGUACCAUGAAAUAUUACAUGGAAUCUUUUUAAGAUAACUGAAAACAAGCUUCAUUUACAUGGAGAAAAAAAAAGACUACAGAUACCAGAAAUUUGUGAUGUUUUGGAGUUCGUGUAUGCACUGCUGAAAAUUCAAGUAACUUGUUUUGAUAACAAAGACCUUAAGUGAAUUAAUAACAGAAAUGUGAAGACACCUUUUCAAACUACAGAGCCAUGAGUGGAAAUCUUUUGGGAGUAUAAAAUAUGCUUAAUGCACGGUUCAUAUUGUAAUUUUUUCUGAAAGCCAUUUAGUUUUGAAAGCUCUUAUUAUAAGAUCUUCAAAUGGGAAAGCUUGUUUAAAAAUCUCAGCACCUGCUAGGCACAGUUGUGUUGUGAUUAGUGGCAAAAAUUCUAUUAUAUGGCCCUGUACCAAAGACUUGUUGAAGCCAAGUACACAUUCUGGAGCAAAGUCAAUGAAAUGAGAUGGUAUAAUAAAAAUG
Messenger RNA from Hypanus sabinus (Atlantic stingray), 1627 nucleotides. RefSeq names its product INO80 complex subunit C (gene ino80c). Gene Ontology annotation, biological process: chromatin remodeling. The transcript is spliced from 7 exons. Gene Ontology annotation, cellular component: Ino80 complex. Lineage: Eukaryota; Metazoa; Chordata; Chondrichthyes; Myliobatiformes; Dasyatidae. The record is from RefSeq and is a predicted model, not a curated record. The coding region runs from base 607 to 1158 and encodes 183 amino acids.